Molecule: messenger RNA, 8202 nt
Organism: Helicoverpa armigera (cotton bollworm)
Lineage: Eukaryota; Metazoa; Arthropoda; Insecta; Lepidoptera; Noctuidae
Exons: 9
Coding region: 701-7027 (2108 amino acids)
Biological process (GO): negative regulation of transcription by RNA polymerase II
Cellular component (GO): nucleus
Molecular function (GO): protein binding; transcription corepressor activity
Source: RefSeq, a predicted model, not a curated record
AGUACCUACUUGACUCAGUCUACCUCGAGCCUCGCCCGUGUGUGGACGUCUUGUCGCUCGCAAGAGCGAUUUUGGCCGUCUCUUAAUUCGUGUGUUCUCUUUGAAUAAACCUCAAAAACUAUUGGAAGUUGUUAUAAAAACUGGAUGAUACGCUUCGCAGGAGCAGUAUUAAAGUGACUAAAGUUUGUUUUGUGGUGAAUCGGUGACAGUGCAUUGGAGCUGCUCGCGCUACGUCCGUCGUCGUGCCUGAGUUGGCGUCGUCCCUCCGAUUCUCGCGAGAUUACCAACCGAUAUCGUCGUAUUCCAAUUGCCACAAAAAGGUACCUACUUGGAACUGGGUGUGAACCCAGAUACGGUGUGUGUGGUUUUAUGUAAUCUUAUUUAUACUGUUAUUGAAGAAACUCACAGUGGAGUUCGUGAAUUACCCGCUCAGUGUGUGUGCAACGAGAGAAUUGUAUCAGAGCUAUUUGAUUAGUUAUAUAAAAGUGCAGUGUACACUUCAACGACAGUUCUCCGAUUGUUAUGCUCUGUAAACAAGUGAUUUGUGUCUUUAUUGGAUUGUUAUAUAUUUGGAUUCCCAGCAGCUAAAUGGCCAUUGUCUUUCUGGGAAAGAAGCCGGAGACAUGAACGCGCAUAGGGGUCGCCACUCUCAUCAAGCAGGGUAGCUGUUAUACCACGUGGUGUCUAGAGGAGACGGAGUAUGGACGUGUCUUUUAACAAUGUACUGGAAGGGACGCGCCAGUACUUUAUGGGGGUACCGAAGCAAGCACAGGCGGACGGCUCGGGUCAGCCCUUAUGGCCAUCAGGUGCUCCACUACCAGAAGAAGGAGCUCCAGCGCAAUCCGGAGCUCCUGCUCCGUCGUCACGUCCGCCUUCUGCUGCGGCCGCCCCGCCUUCCGUCCCAAGCUCGACGCCAGUCGCAGUUCCACCGCGGCCACCUUCGGAGCCUAUUGAGCCCGAACCACACAUCAUCCAUAAAGCUACCGUUAUGCGAGAGGCUGCAGAGAAGCGUCGCGAGCAGCCUGAAAUUGAGGAUGAUGAAGAAGCAGUGGGUACUCUUUCACCUCCAUCGCACAUAAUUCGAAAGCCGCCGAGGACUCUACCGUCACCCGCACCGGCUCCUGCUGCUCCGUGCCCGUCCCCGGCACGACCGCCGUCAGCCGCUCCACUGCAGCCUCCCACGCCUGCAGAACCUCAACUGGAGGCUCCAACUGCACAGUACCGCCCGCCGGUACAUCGUGUACAAACACCGACUGCCAGGCAGCCGGAUCAUUAUGCACCUGGUAGACCACCAGAUCCUUAUCCUACUUCACGACCACCGGAAUCAUAUGGGCGGUAUCAUUACGAUUCAAACAUGUCAGAAGGAAGCCGAAAUUCUCAUGGGCCGGUAGCAUCACCUCAGCCUUCAACGCAUUCGCGCCAAAGUCCACAAACUUAUGCAAGGUUAUCGGGGUCGAUGCCGCAACACACCACAUCGAGAUUGCGCGAGGUGGCUGCUCAAAGUCCACCAACGCAAAGAUACCAAAUGCAACCAACUCAACCGCCGCCCCCACCAAACGAUCGCGUUCCACCAAUUCAUCAUCCACAGCCCGCUCCUCCUGCACAGAGACAUACUGCUGACAGCAGAUCCGCUCAGAUGCAAUAUACAACUAUGCAGCAGCGCCGGGAUCUGUCGCCUUAUGGACGAACUUCCUCACAUUACGAGCGGCAUCCCGUGGUACCACAAAGAAAAUAUGACCAUCAACAGGCUUAUCCGAGCUAUCGGCCUUCGCCUGUUGCGCAGCCUGUUCAAAGUCACCGCGUGGAUACACAUCAUCAAGUGCAAUUUAAACACGCUCCUAUGGAUGUUAUGAGCUCACAUUACGCGCCGAGACCACAAGAGCGUUCGCCAGUGCCAAUCCCACCGCACCCACAUGACGCUGCUCGCUUGCCACCACGUGCAGAGUUUCCUACUAUAAGUAGAUCUGUAGAUACUAGAAGCGGUUACCACUACCCGACGCCUUCAACGUCGACAUCUAGGUAUGGACCUAGUGCACCCGUUCCAAUUGUUCAAAAUACAACUCAGUCAAGAUCUGUUUAUCAUCCAGCAGCUGCACCUAAAACUAGUUAUGAAUAUGCUCCGUCAACUCCCGUCCAAACAUCCCCAGCGAGAUCGACAGUAAAACCUGGCUACCCUAACCAAGCACGCAUGACAGUAUCUGUAACGUCACUAGUUAAUCAAAUGAAUCAAACUAAGCAAAAGCAAGAACCACCUGCUGCAGUAUCGCAAGCUAGUAAACAGAAACGAGAAUCCCCGUUAGAUUUAUCUGUGAAGACAGUAAAAAAUUCAGCUGACUCGUCUACAACUCAAGACGAUGCAAUUGAUUCAGCAGCAGAAAAUAAAAUGAUAGCUCUACCUCAUCGUCCAUCAUCGUCCGGUAGUCGUCACGCACAUUUGCCAACUACAAGUUAUGUAGCAUCUCAUAAAGUGGAUUUCGCACCAAAUUUUACUCAAUACGGAGGAGACAGGAACGCUGCACACGGAUAUGUGACACCAUCGCAACCUGGUCACCCGCCUGUGCGUUACAACGGCUCAUAUGAAGCACGUCGGCCUGUAGCCGAAGCUUAUCCUGUUGAAUCUCCCCAUUCUUACCAAGAACGUAGUGUUCCAAUAAGAGCCGAAUAUGUUCCUAAAAUAGACCUUACAAGAUCUCUUGGAGACCAACGUCUCCCUGAAAAUAGAGUUCGUGAUGAUCGGCAUUUUAUAAUAGAAGAGAGAAAACGACCUGCGGGUCCAAUUGCAAGCAACAUUCCGGAGAAGAUAGUUCGAUAUGAAACCUGGACGGCAGACAGUCGGAUAGACCACCUAAAUCAGUCUGCCCGAGAACAACGCGAACUUAUGAAACAGCCGGUUUACAGCUAUAGCAGAUAUAAGCAGCAGUUAGAAACUUAUCAAAAUGAACAAAAACGACCUGCUGUUUCUAGCGUUUAUCGGGAACAUCAUACUCAUGCAAAUCGCAGAUACUCAAAUAAUCCAUAUCAUCCUGAAUUAGCUCGUGAAACGAGCGAUUAUCAUGCUCACUAUCAUGACAGAAAUCCGUCUGUCAAUAGCCGUCACCAAGUUAUACAAAAAAUUCCGAGCCAUAGAGAUAUGCAUACGCAUCAUUUUGAUCCUGCUAGUGGAAUUCCUGCUGAUAAAAGAGUACUCAGUAUACUAAGAAACAGUUUAGAAACGAAACAUACCGGGUUCAUGGAACCACCAAGACAAGUCAAACACGUCCCAGACCUAAUCGUCAUAGACGAUGCCGAAGAUUCUGUAAUAGACAUCACAGAUCUUACUAAGGAGAAUGAUGCAGAAUUGGCAUCUAAAAAUGUUGUUAGACUUAAUUCAAAUCAUAUUACUCCCAAUUUACAUCAACAUAUCCAAAUGCCUAAAGCUGUUGAUUCGUUACCUCGUGACUCAGAAUAUAACAAUAGCCCCGAUCCAAAACCUAUCUCACCUGAAAACGAUGUUGCAUCCAGAAUAAGAACAAAGGCAGAGUUAAAAGUUAUGCCUCCUUCACAAGAUACCAUGGCGAAAACUGAGACAAAGCAAACCAUACCACCUGAAAAUGAAAAGUUAAAAUUACUUCCCAGAAAAACACACUUGUUUAAUCAAAUAAGGGAAGACAAUUUGAGGUUAGAAUCUGUAAUAAAAAAUGAGGAGUUGGCUGCAGCUAUCAUUCCAGAAGUUAAAACAGAGCCAAUGAACAUUGAAGAAAUUGAAAAAGACGCUGAGAUUUCUAUAAAGACGGAAAAUAUUCUAGAAAGCUUAGAGCCCGUAGGUAUUAAUGAAGUACAUGAUGCUCCUUUUGAAGAUUUGGAUUGGGCAAAUGCGUGUGAUAGUUUUAUGGAACAGCUUAAGUCGGGAUGUCAUAAGAAGAAAGUACAUAGAAGACGAAUUGAUACCCUUGAGAACGAAAAUGAAAGCAAAGUUGAGAAAUCUCAAAGUUUAGACCCAGUUCAGGCGGGCACUCAAAAAACAACUGAAGAUAUAUUACCUUCAGAGGCAGCGUCUCAACCAGCUACUAUAAAUGUUACACCACUUGCAGGUGAACCUACACAAAGUACAGAAGAGGUACCACCCAUAGUCAUUAAGCAAGAGCCAAUGGAUGAAGAUGAACUUGAACCUAUUAAUGAAAUUGAAACGCCUGUAUCACAAGAAUUAAUUACCGUCGAGAAGCCGUCCAACAAAUGUGAAAAGGUUAAAAAUGACAAAAAGAUUGAAAAGCAAAAAGAUUCUGAUCGGCCUACCAAAAUGAAAGCCAAAGCGAAGGUUAAAAGUGAAAAAUCCGAUCAAUCGUCUUCAUCCAAGAAAGAAUUGAAAGAAAAGACACCUAUAAAAACUGUGAUCAAAGAAGAAUUAGAAUCAACGGAUGACGAUGAGCCGCUCAUUAAAAGCAAGAUUCUAAAAGAAAAGGAACAAAGUGAUCGUCUGAAGUAUCAGCUAUUAAAGGAUUUAUCCGAGAAAUCUGCGUACGUUAAACUCGAGUGUUGUGAUGUAGAUGUAAAUAAAAAUACUAGAAAAUCACUGGAUUCUACAAUGUCAAAGGAUAAAGAAGAAAAGCCAAGCAAGGGUAAACUAUCGAGGCAAAUAUCAAGAUCCAAGAGCAAACUAUCCGUAGACACUAAAAACGAGAAACAUGAUGUUAAUUCAAGUUCUGAUAGUGACGAUGAUGAUAUUAGUGUAGCAAGAAGACUCCGUAUGCGUAAAAAUACAAAAACAGACGAAAAUAAAAGCACAACUAGUUUGAAAACUCCGGUGAAAUCAUCCCCUGGAAAGAAACAAGAUAGCAGCAGCGCAAGUAACAGUUCUACGCCUGUGCGCAAACCAACAUUUGGUGACGGAUCAUACUUUCAUCCAGGUUGGGAAGAAGAAUUGUAUAAAUACAAACGGUCUCUUCGUAUGCCUACACGACUUAUUGCCAUACCACGAGGGCGCUCUGGUGGACCAUUUGUCAGCAGGUCAGGUGCUAUUUUUACUCGAGGUUCGACAUCUCUACCUGACUUGGACCCUGCACCUCUUUCUCCAGCCCCGUCUUCGGCACCGUCGGCUGCUACAGAUGACUUAUACGCACGUCGCCCUGAAAAACUAACCCUUGACAGUGAUUUGGAUUCGAAUUCUAGUUAUUCUACACCAAAUAAGUUGCAUUAUGAUUCGGAAGCAUCAACAUCAACGGUAUUGUCGUCUAAAAUUAAUAAGAAGAAAAGCAGUUCCAUUGUUGAUGUUCUGAUUCAAAAGUGUGGCAAGAAAGAAGACGGCCGAAAAGAAAAAAAAAGUAAAGAUAAAGACGAUAAAACUCCUAAGAUCAUACCAAAAAAAUCGAAUGAGUUGCUGCCGACACCCAGCUUAGGUCUUGUAAAAAACGGCAAUAAAGGCAGUUACAAUGUUAAGAAAGAAAAAUUGAUGGAAGAUAUUUUUUAUUUAGGUGCAUUUAGGAAAGAAACUGUAACUGCGUUCAGGAAUUCAUUUAUUAAAGACACAGAUGGUCUCAUUGGUGCUACUGAAGAAUUCGCACCAGUUGUUCUGAAAUCGAGGACAAGAACAGAAAGUCGAGUGCUCAAACAAAGAGCAACAAUCAAAGAGGUAUUUGGUGACGAAAGACCGGCCUCUGCGCCUCCUACCUCUUGUCGAGAGGACGAUGUAAGCGAAGAAAAGGAAACUAAAAUUGUAGAAAUAAAAAAAGAACCUGAUUCAAAACCCAAAUUUAAGCCUAGAAAAAUCGUAAAAGACAAACUUAAAAGAAGGUCAAGUUCAAUAAGAGACGGACUUAGAAGCACUAAAUCUUUGAAAAGAAACGACGCUAAGGGCAGGUUAAUGCGUUUAAAAAAAAGGAAUAGCAUUAUGAAAUCGCUUAACCACAAAAGAACGAAAGAACUGUCGGCUAAUAAACAUAAGAAUGAUAAUGCCAAUCAAGAAGAUAAAGACAAAACUAAAGUAGAAGGGAGUUCAUUAGCUCCUCCUGAUGGUGUAAAUACAAAAAGGCGGCUUAAACGUCUUUUUGGGAGAAGAAAAUUUAGCUCUGGAUUUGAUUAUAUUAGGAAAAAGAAGAAAAUAAUACGUAGAGAGGAACCUACCACUAAGAUUCGUAGGCCAGCCGUGAAGCCUAGUCCAGAAUCAGUUCACGAUAUACAAAAAGAAAUCAAGGGCUGGUUCAUCAACAAAAGUAUUGGAGAAACGCAUCUCCACAGAGCUGCCAGAUUAGGAUACACGGACUGCGUGGCUUAUUGCUUGGAGAAAUUGGAAUCGGACCCCUCGGCGAAAGACAAUGCUGGAUUUACGCCCCUACACGUGGCAGCCGCUAAGGGUCAUGUCAGAAUAGCAAGACUACUGCUGCAAUACGGCGCAAACGUGUCUGCUGCCGCACAAGGAGGAAUAAGACCUUUACACGAAGCAUGUGAGAACAGUCACGUGGAAGUUAUACGUCUACUUCUUGCGUACGGCGCGGAUCCAUUGCUCGGUACAUACGCGGGCCAGACACCAGAAGAACUGACGGAAGGACCCGCAGCAACUCUGCUGAGACUACACAUCGCCGACGUGCAGGGAAAUGCUAUUGAACCCUGGCGAUUUCCACCACCUACUGAAAUUAUAGAUCGCGAGGAGAUAGGAUGCGAUGCCCUAUCCUCACCGCCCCCGGCCUCACCUCCCCCUCCCCCGGACUCCAUGAUCGAGAUCCAGUGCACCGAGGCUCCGCUGCCGCCCUUUUACAGCCUUCGGACCCCCACUGGUCAACCGGCGGACGGCCUGUGGUGUUUGCUGCAGGAUAUCACCAAUUUAUUACAGAUCAAAUCAAAAGACAGUCUACUGAAGCAAAUCCACUGUGGGUCCGGAUCACCCAAGGAAUUACUUCGUGAAAUCCGUACGCAAGAGUUCCUGGAGCGAGCGCAGUGUCACCAGCUGCUCGGCGCCGGAGAGAAAGUCAACGUGCGCGCUUCUAAAGUGGCGCUCGUUAGAGUUACUGACAAACUGAGGCAACUGCUAAAGAUUGAAACCGUACUUGUUAGCUGACACUAGGACAAACUGUAAGGCCGCCCAUUGAUCAAAUGACACACAAGAAGUGGUGACACGGAAGAAGGCCUAAUUCAACUCAAAUAUGUCAUUGCCGUUUUUUAGAUUGGCAUUGUCAUCUUUAAAUCGUUUUAGAAUGUGAUUGGAGACAUUUUCAGUUGUAAAAGUAUCCAUCUCUUAAGAAACUUUAUCACUUGAGAGAUGGAAACCGACGAUUUACUACAGAUUAGUAUGUAAAUCAAUUCAUAAUGGCAUGAUACACGCUUUCAUGUCAUAGGUACAUAAUAUAACAUUGUUUUUAAAUAAACACAUAAUACACGCGUUUGAUUGAAGACGGCUCAAUAACGAGAUCUUAAUACCAAGCUUGACUGAUUAUUGUAAUGUAACAUGUAUCUCAUUUAAGAACAAUAUUAUAAACAUAUUCGUUUUAUGAGACUGUGUAUUUUAAGGCAGCCAUUUCAUAAUCAUUUUUUUGUCUCACUCAAAGUCUGGCUUGUGAGAUGUUGUGUAUACUAUAAAUGAACAACUUGUGUAAAUAUUGUAAAUAGUUUAAUAUGUAGUUUAAUGCGUAUAGAUGUUUGCUUUAAAUGUUCGAUAUUCUCAUGGGUGCUAUUUUUUGGCAAUGUAAGAAAAUGAUAGGGAAGAAAUGGGGCUUAUCCCCUAAGAUAAUACUAUGGCUAUACAAAACAGUGAUCCGCCCCAUGAUCACUUACGGCGCCUUAGUCUGGUGGCCCAAAACCGACCAAACUACAGUCGCAAAUAAACUGGCGCGAGUCCAAAGACAAGCCUGCAUGGCAGCCACAGGUGGCAUGAGGACAACACCAACGGCAGCGUUGGAAGCCAUGCUAGGUCUGCCGCCGCUGAACCUCUUUGCACAGCAAGAAGCAGCAAUGACGGCUCUAAGACUCAAAACCCUUAAUCUCUGGAGCAAGUUGCCUACAAAACACACAACUAUACUAAACAAUCUUUAUGCAGACUUUCCCAUUAUGCAGGCUAUAAACGACCGCAUACCCAAAGUCUUUAUAUUCGAUAAGAAAUACAGGAUCCAACUUUUUGAGGAUCAUCGUUACGAGGGACAUAAUCCCAAAGAACUAAGAAUUUUCACCGACGGAUCCAAAACAAGCACCGGCACAGGUUCAGGCCUCUUCUCAGAAGACCUAAACAUACACAUAUUC